UGUGUGUGUGUGUGUGUGUGUGUGUGUGUGUGUGUGUGUCCCUCUCCUAAUCCUCUUAGCAGCAUUGUGCUGAGCCGAGCUCCAGCCCCGACAUGCGCUGCGCCCUCGUCGCUGCCCAAAGUCCGGAGUCAGCGUCUCUGCGCCCGUUACGCACAGAUGGAGCGACGUUCCGCGGCGCCGGCGGGUGCAGGUUGAAGCAGCCAGCUGUUAAAAAAAAGGAUGAAACACACAGUGUGUAGGUGUGUGUGUCUCUUCUCGGUCAGCGGUGUCUUCUCGCCACACAACGGUGCCGGACCCGACGGGGAGCAGCAGCAGCAGCAGCAGCAGCAGCAGCAGUGAUGCGUCUGACUUAACUUCCUGUUUUGUUUUGGGCGUGGCGACCACGAGGGCGAUGAGCGUGCGCUCGCCUCCUCCGCCGAGGAGGAGGCUGCGGCGCGGCCGCGUCCUCCUCUUCCUCUCAGGUGUGCUGCUGUGUUUGGUCUACGCUCUGACUCUGAAGGGCAGACUGUCGGCGCCGCGAGCCUCCGAGCAGACGGACGGCGGUGAUGAUGACAAUGAUGUUCUGGAGGUCAACGUCCGGGAGGCGACGGCGUCCAACGAGACGCAGGGGGUGGUCGUCUCACCUGAGAACGUCAAACCCACUCCGGUUGUAAUCGUCAACAGGACUGACAUCGAACAGUGUAUCUACGUAGAUCCUCAACCCCCCAAACCUCCACCGACUCCGCCGCCGCCGCCAUCGACCACCACGACUGCCCCGCCCCAGCCCCCCAGCAGGAAGGGCGAGUACCCCGAGGACCUCUUCUCAGUGGAGCAGCGGCGACAAGGCUGGGUGGUCCUGCACGUCCUGGGCAUGACCUACAUGUUUGUCGCCCUGGCCAUCGUCUGCGACGAGUUCUUCGUGCCCGCGCUGGAGGUCAUCACCGUCAAGAUGGACAUCUCCGACGACGUCGCCGGGGCCACCUUCAUGGCGGCCGGGGGCUCCGCCCCUGAGCUCUUCACCUCCCUGAUCGGCGUCUUCGUGUCCCACAGCAACGUGGGCAUCGGCACCAUCGUGGGCUCGGCCGUCUUCAACAUCCUGUUCGUGAUCGGCAUGUGCGCCAUCGCCUCCCGCGAGAUGCUGCACCUGACCUGGUGGCCCCUGUUCCGCGACGUGACCUUCUACAUCGUGGACCUGAUCAUGCUCAUCGUCUUCUUCCUGGACAGCGUGAUCCUGUGGUGGGAGAGUGUCCUGCUGGUGCUGGGCUACGUCAGCUACGUCAGCUUCAUGAAGUUCAACAGUCAGAUCGAGCGGGCGGUCAAGAGCCAGCUCAACAAGCACAUGAGCAUCGUCAAGGCGUGGAGCGGCGAGGAGCCGGAGAAGGAGAGUGACGGUGCAGCUCCUCCUCCUCCUCCACCUCCUCCUCUUCCUCCUCCUCUUCCUCUUCCUCCACCUGCUGCUGCUGCACCAAAAGCAGAAGACAAAUCCAAACCUGAGCCUGAGCCUCCUCCCAUCAGCCCUCAGACACACAAACCAUCAGCAGACGCACGAGAGGACAAAGCGAGACUCAGGGUGCAUCCCGUCCUGCAGCGCGGCGGCAGCUCGGCCUCCCUCCACAACACGUCGCUGCGCAGCACCAUCUUCCAGCUGAUGAUCCACACGCUGGAUCCUCUGGGCGAAGAGGCGGCGCUCGGAGGAGGGGCCCCGAAAACCCCCGGCCCCAGGAAGAGCAGACGAGAAACCUCCUUUAAUGGUGAUGUCAGAGGGGCGGGGCCAGCGCAGAGGACAGCUAAGAACAAAGUUAAGCCUCUGAACGUCCCGGUCGCGAGCGAAUCACAGAGCAAGUCACAGCAACGCUGCUCUGGAGAGGGCGACCACAAGCCAAAGUCCGAGCAGGCCGCCGGCGCCGCCGCUGCAGGUCCACCAGGGGGCGCCGCCGCUGCAGGUCCACCAGGGGGCGCCGCCGCCGCCGCCGCGCCGUCCACCUCACAGCCUCCGAAGACCGAAGAGGCGACCGCGAAGACGACGUCCGACCCGCCGGACGAGUCCAAGGCGGCGGCAGCAUCAGUGGGCAGCGCCGAGGACGACGGCGGUGGCGAGGACAGCAGUGGGAGCGAAGACGAGGACGACGAGGACGACGAUGACGAGGAGGAGGAGGAGGAGGAGGAGGAAGAGGAACAGGGCGAAGGCGAGGAGGAGGAGAACGAGCCGCUGUCUCUGGAGUGGCCUGAGACCAAACGGAAGCAGGCCACCUACCUGUUCCUGCUGCCCAUCGUGUUCCCGCUGUGGCUCACGCUGCCCGACGUCCGCAACCCGCCGUCCAGGAGAUACUUUGCGAUGACGUUCAUCGGCUCCAUCCUGUGGAUCGGCGUUUUCUCCUACAUGAUGGUGUGGUGGGCUCAUCAGGUGGGCGAGACCGUGGGCAUCUCGGAGGAGAUCAUGGGCCUGACCAUCCUGGCGGCCGGGACGUCCAUCCCCGACCUGAUCACCAGCGUGAUCGUGGCCCGCAAAGGCCUCGGGGACAUGGCCGUGUCCAGCUCCGUGGGCAGCAACAUCUUUGACAUCACCGUGGGUCUGCCGGUGCCGUGGCUCAUCUACACGCUGCUCCACGACGGCAAGCCGGUCGCCGUCAGCUCCAACGGCCUGUUCUGCGCCAUCGUGCUGCUCUUCCUCAUGCUCCUCUUCGUCAUCAUCUCCAUCGCCGCCUGCCGCUGGAGGAUGAGCCGCAUGCUGGGCCUCACCAUGUUCGUGCUGUACUUCGUGUUCCUGGUCCUCAGCGUCCUGCUGGAGGACCGCGUCCUCGUCUGCCCGGUGUCAGUCUGAGCCUGGCGG
This is a messenger RNA of Scophthalmus maximus (turbot), 2809 nucleotides long. RefSeq names its product sodium/potassium/calcium exchanger 1-like. Gene Ontology annotation, molecular function: calcium, potassium:sodium antiporter activity; calcium channel activity. Gene Ontology annotation, biological process: long-term synaptic depression; intracellular calcium ion homeostasis; calcium ion transmembrane transport. The coding region runs from base 392 to 2800 and encodes 802 amino acids. Gene Ontology annotation, cellular component: membrane. The transcript has 12 exons. NCBI's taxonomy places the organism in Eukaryota, Metazoa, Chordata, Actinopteri, Pleuronectiformes, Scophthalmidae. The record is from RefSeq and is a predicted model, not a curated record.